Messenger RNA from Nasonia vitripennis (jewel wasp), 1699 nucleotides. RefSeq lists its product as uncharacterized. NCBI's taxonomy places the organism in Eukaryota, Metazoa, Arthropoda, Insecta, Hymenoptera, Pteromalidae. Gene Ontology annotation, molecular function: DNA-directed DNA polymerase activity; chromatin binding. The transcript is spliced from 3 exons. The record is from RefSeq and is a predicted model, not a curated record. Gene Ontology annotation, cellular component: mitochondrial matrix; nucleus. Gene Ontology annotation, biological process: error-prone translesion synthesis; replication fork processing; mitochondrial DNA replication. Bases 433 to 1665 code for a protein of 410 amino acids.
CAACCCUGGUUUAAUGUGCAACUUAAUUAUUCCUUCCCCCCGCUCAAGCCUGGUUUUAUGUUUAAUUGCCCCCCCCCCUCCAACCCUGGUUUAAUGUGAAACUUAAUUAUUCCUUCCCCCCGCUCAAGCCUGGUUUUAUGUUUAAUUGCCCCCCCCCCCUCCAACCCUGGUUUAAUGUGAAACUUAAUUAUUCCUUCCCCCCGCUCAAGCCUGGUUUUAUGUUUAAUUGCCCCCCCCCCCCCUCCUAUCCUGGUUUAAUGUGCAACAUGGGAUGGGAGGACUAAGUGAGAGUGCUACCAUUUACGCACCCAGCGGAUAGUAAAUAUCUUAUUGUAUACUUCAGUGCUACACAAUAACUUAACCUAUACGUUAUACAGUGUUAUAUGUUCCUACUAUUCAUUUAUUGAUUGAUAGGUAUUAAUGUUGUAAACGAUGUCAGAUUGGUGGUAUGACAUGAAAUUUUAUUCAUUAAAAUUCAUGUUGGAGAAAUAUGGGCAAUUUAGUAACAAAUUUGGAAUGCUGUGUAUAGCUCGAGAAGAAAAUGUUACCGGAAAAAGAGUUUACUUCAUUGCCAGUUUGAAUAAGUUUUUGUAUCAUUAUCCAAUUAUGUCUAACCGGCAUUAUUACGAGAUAAUUACAGACAAAUCUACGAUUUACUUCGAUCUCGAGUAUAAUCGAUCAGAUUCUUUUUUUAUCAACGACGAGAAAGGAUUCACUCUUUUCAUAGAAUUAUUGAAACAAUUUCUUCUGGCUAAGUUUCCUAACAUUCAAGCAAAUGAAAUUUAUUAUCUAACGCUGGACGCUUCUAAUCAUAAGAAAUUUAGUCGACACGUUAUAGUUCGAUUAAUUAGUAAAAAUACGGAAUAUAUACACAAUAACAAUUUCGAUGCCUUGCGUGCUCUUAUGCUAGAAUUCAGAGACUUUAUCAUUGGGUUCGUGUUUGGUAUAAAUUACGAUGCAAGUAUGUAUCGAAAUAUUGACAUUUCAAAUGGAAAAUAUUUACGAAAGUAUCAAAAAAACGUCGACAUAUCAGAGCAAGAUCUUUGCUAUGAUAAAUUCGCUUCGGAAUAUUCAACUAAGAAUGCCAAAGAAAUUGUAAUAUUCUUAGCUGAUGGUUUAUUUAUUGAUUACAAAGUCUAUGACAGGAACAGAAACUUUCGGUUGAUGGAUUCUUCCAAAAAGAAUGACGAAUCCAGAAUAUUAAAAUUCAAGCCGAAUCUGUCAGUUUUACCGUUCAAGAACUUAAAGUCUGAUAAUGUUUUGCGAUUCUCUUUUAUAUCAAAACCAUUUUGCAGUAAUAGAAAGUUCAUUCGAUCAGAUAUGAAAAAUAAUAACGCUGAUCUCAAUGAUACUACAAUCGUUGCUGUCAAAAAAGCAUCAUUGUUGAAAUUUGUUCCAGAUGAAUUAACUAUUGAUCAAACAUUAAAUUUGCAGAAGGCCUGUAAAACAAUUGAAUCACUUUCAUUUUCAAUUACUCAAAUAUCUAGAGUUUAUCAUGAUAUAUUUUGUAUCAAUGUUUUCGAACGUUUUUGUAUAAUUGAAAAGAAGUUAAACCGAAAAAACCGUGUAUAUUUUAUAUACAAUAUAAAUAGUUCCGUUAUACGAUUUAAGUGUUUUGAUUGUGGCAAAUCAAAAUUUUCAGAUAUUCCAGUUUCAGAAUUGUGAAUAGUUUUUAAUAAAAGUGAUGGGCACUUAAUCA